This is a messenger RNA of Saccoglossus kowalevskii, 1558 nucleotides long. Its product is annotated as proteasomal ubiquitin receptor ADRM1-like. The record is from RefSeq and is a predicted model, not a curated record. Gene Ontology annotation, molecular function: proteasome binding; endopeptidase activator activity. Gene Ontology annotation, cellular component: proteasome regulatory particle, lid subcomplex; nucleus; cytoplasm. Lineage: Eukaryota; Metazoa; Hemichordata; Enteropneusta; Harrimaniidae.
AUGCGGACGAGUUUCAGAUUGCAAUUUAAAGAUAAAUAUUUCUCUGGUUGUAAGGAAGGCAAAACGGACAAGGAUGAAGAAAACUGCAAGAAAUUGAAUGAAUUUCUUAAUAACCCACCACCGCCUGGGUCAUCUGGAGGAAACAGAUCAAGUGGUCUACCCUCGGAAUUAGCCGCAAUGGGAGGAGAGGGUGGAUUGGGAGGCAUGUUAGGUAACAUGGAUCAACAGCAACUCAUGCAGUUGCUUGGAGGAAGAGGACUCAGUGCUUUAGGUGGACUUGGUGCUCUGAUUGGUGAAGGCAGACCUAACAGUGCUCAGUCAUCCACUUCUUCCACGCCAUCUAGAACACAGUCUGCAUUGGGGCAAACUCGGGCAAGUGGUGGGACAACUACAGCCGCUAGUAGUAGUGUUGGUGCUGGUACAAGUGGUAAUGAUAAGCCAGCCUCACAGCGACCGUCAACUGCAGCAGCUGCUCUCCCUACUCAAACACCGAAGCAACCCAUUCAGCUUAGUGAUCUGCAAAGUAUUCUUGGCAGUAUGAACUUACCAGCUGGACAGAGUAAUCAGUCUGAACAACGCCAGUCUUUGAGUAUUGAUUUAUCCCAAGCUAUCUCUGCUGACGUGAUGGCUCCCAUACUGACUAAUUCAGAAAUCCAGAAGCAAUUGAUGGAGCAUUUACCAGUUGGGGAGUCGUUACCUCGAGAUCCUGAGCAACUCUCUAGUACUCUGCAGUCACCUCAGUUUCAACAGGCAAUGAGUUUAUUUGGUAUGGCUUUACAGUCUGGUCAGCUGGGGCCAUUAAUGGGUCAGUUUGGUUUAAAUGCACAGGCUAUUGAUGCUGCAAACAAAGGAGAUUUAGAAGGUUUUGCCCGUGCCAUGCAAACUGUGAAGCCGGCAGAUAAAAAAGACAAAGAAAGCAGUGAUAAAGGGAAAAAUGAAAAAGACGACGAUGAAAGUAUGAGUGUAGAUUGACAUUCUACAAAAGUUCAUUACAUGUAACAGUUCAGUUCAAAACUGUUCUGAUUGAGUUAGUUAAUACAAUACAUUUUUUGGACACACAAAGCCUAUUAUUAAGUACUGUAAGUUAUAUUUAUUUGUUGUUGCAUUUGUGUGCCCAUGUCUAUUGAAGUUUUCUUGAUUAUCACAAAUGUCAAAAAUUAUCACCAAAUUGUUGAAUACACUUAUAUCACAGGUUCAUACUUGUAAUGUUCACAGCAAGAAUAGUCAUGUUUUUUUGUGAUAGUUAUGUUGCUCACCUAUGAUAAUUCACGUGCUAGUUCAAACAUAACUCAAUCGAUCUUGCAAAGUACCUGUAUAGCAUACAGUAGACAAUAUUACCCAAACAAAUGUAGUUCAGAAAAUUUAAUUUUCUUUUUCUCCACCCCUUAUUUUGUUUAAACAUUCACAUAUUUUCUGCUCUUUGUGAAUUAUUGUUCUGUUGAAUUUACAAGGAAUUUGGUGUAAUUUAAUGUUAUACAAUGUAAUACAAUGUACAACAUUAUGUGGUUAAUAAAUUUGUUUGCAUCAACUGCAACCAAUCAGACGAUAAAAUAAUUUA